UGCAUCUCUACUUCCUCUUAUUUUGCCAAAUACGUUUUUUUUUCACUUUUACUCUAGAAAAGGUGGUAGUUAUCGCGCGCGGUUGUGAGCUGUUUGUCUUUGUCACAUUAUGCAUCUCUCGUUUCCCUUUCCUUGCUUCCUUCCUUCGCUCUCUUGUAUUGUUCGUUCUGUUUCUCCUAAUCUUCUUCAUCUCAAAGUGUUUUCUUUUUUUUCUUCUGAAAAUGCCAUGGCCCCGGGGUUUCGUUUUUUUCUUUCCUACUUACUUCUCUAAGUACCUAUUCUGUUUCUUUGGCUGGCUGGCUUUCAGUGCGUUUAGCAGCCAGCCAGCCCCCCACAUCUGUCUUCAAGGUUGUUCAUCUUUCUUUUCUUUCUUUCUUUCUCUUUCUUUUUCCUUUUCCGUUUCAUUUUUCCUUUUUCCUUUCUCCUUCUUCAUCGUUUAUGGGAUUCGGGUAAUUCAAUUCUUCCCCUUCACCUCUGGAUACUCUACUCUAUUCGCUCUCAAUACCUAUCAUAGGGGAUUUGAGGGCAUCAUGACACUUUCUUGUUCAUCUUCUGUCACUUUCGGUGGGUUUGGACCAGACAAAAUCAACAAAAAACCCCUCCCCUUCCCCCAUCAGGAUAAAAAAGUUACAUGUAUGUACGAGACCUUUUCCUAUGCAUAACAAUUGGACACUUCUUUUCCCAUUCCAAUUUGGUAUCAUACCAUUGCCAUGAGUGUUGGCCCUUUAAACAUAAACAUAAAAAAAACCCAAAGAGGAAAUGAAGCGGGAAAGUCCUCAGAGCCAUCCCGCAUCCCGCAACUAUAAGUAAGAGUAAAAGUACAAUCCAAGUACUAUCCUGCCAUGUUAAUCAUGUCCAUCAAGAAUAAAAUAGGUA
Molecule: messenger RNA, 876 nt
Organism: Tricharina praecox
Lineage: Eukaryota; Fungi; Ascomycota; Pezizomycetes; Pezizales; Pyronemataceae
Exons: 1
Coding region: 222-662 (146 amino acids)
Source: RefSeq, a predicted model, not a curated record